This is a messenger RNA of Lactuca saligna, 912 nucleotides long. NCBI's taxonomy places the organism in Eukaryota, Viridiplantae, Streptophyta, Magnoliopsida, Asterales, Asteraceae. The record is from the annotation of a GenBank genome assembly.
AUGACAUUGGAAUCUCGUGCAGAACAUGUCAUGCCAUGGGUGGGAAUGUAUAUUUGCAUAGCAUCUUUGGUUUGCACUCUAGCAAUGGCAGCCGAUGUCAUCCAAGGCUUUCGACAAUGGAAGCUCUGGUUUCCAUGCAGAUUUUUUACUAUCAAUUCUGUUUCCAUUACAAUGAUAGCAAUAUUAACAAAGCUACCAGUAGACUUGAGCUCCAACAUGUCUGUUGACAAUCAUGAUAUUCUAGUAAAGUCCCCAAUUGUAAGACAUAUCGAAGAAAGGCUCAAUGCAAAUGAAGAGUUGGUAAAGGCAAGAGAAGCAGCUAGACAUGUGUGGACAGACGUUGAAAUAUAUUGCAAGUGGCUACAAAUUGAUCUUCAAAAGAAAGCUCAUAAAGGAAAAACAUCAAAGGAGAUUCUUCAAUGGUUGGGUGAUGAAGCAGCAAAAAUUGUGAUACAGUUCAAGACAAGGAAAAAUGUAAGCUUGUAUCACUCACAUUGUGAGUUCAAUUCUGCAAUUCCUGUGUACAGGAUCAGCCAAACCAUACUGCUACACUGCAAUGAGCAAGAGAAUUGGCCAACAUAUGAAGAAAUUCUUGAGUUUAUAACAACUAUUAUCGCAGAUCUGCUAUGUGCUUGCUUUACUAACAUACCAUGUGCCAUAACUAUGAAGUGUCAUGAUGAUGCAAUAGAGAAAAGGGAAGACAACAUCCGAAUUGUAGCUCAGCUUCUUGGUAGAUCAAAAAAGAUCCUGAAAUUGCUUAAAAAACACCAACUUCCCAACUCAGACAUGGAGUCAAUAGGGUACACUGAUAAGUGGCAUGCAUUACCAAAGAGUAAGAUACACAAUGCUUCAGUUAGGAUUCAACCGGCUUCUUCAAGUUGUAAUGAAUCUUUUGUAAUAACUAUUGUUUGA